Molecule: messenger RNA, 3596 nt
Organism: Dromaius novaehollandiae (emu)
Lineage: Eukaryota; Metazoa; Chordata; Aves; Casuariiformes; Dromaiidae
Gene: RRP8
Product: ribosomal RNA processing 8
Exons: 18
Coding region: 192-3359 (1055 amino acids)
Molecular function (GO): protein binding; methyltransferase activity
Source: RefSeq, a predicted model, not a curated record
CGGCCGCGGCGCCGCCGGGCUGCUCGGCCUCCCAGGCGCAGGGCGCGAGGGCGCCGCCGGGGCCGCUCUAGCCUCCCGCCCGCUCUCGGUGGUUCCUGCGCCGGCGGCCCGGCGGGGCGCACGUGGGCGCGGCGGCGGGGCCGGGUCCGCCGUGAGCCGCGGUCCCGGAGCGGGCCGGGCCGGGCCGGGCCAUGUUCGCGGAGGAGGAGUGGAAGGACGGGGCGGGCGACGCCGCCCUGGGCCCGGCCGUGCCGCGGCCCGUCGGCCCCGCGGCCCCUCAGCGGCCGGCCCCGGCGGGAGCGGCGCGGCGGCGGCUCCUGGCCACCCUGCAGCGCCUGGCGGCGGCGGCCGGGCCCCAGCGGGCUGCGCGGAGACGGGCCCCGAAGCGCCCGGCCGGGCCCGAGGGGCCCCCGAGCGGCCCCGGGCGGCCCCGGGCAGAGCCGGAGCCGGAACCGGAGCCGGAGCCGGAGCAGGCCGGGCAGCACCGCAGCGAAGACGCCUCUGCUGAGCUGCCCGGGGACAAACCCACGCGGAGCCCGGAGCGCGCGGAGCCGGAGAGGGGGCUGUCAGCCGCGGGGCCGGCACAGAGGCUGAGCAGGAAGCAGUGGAGGAACAAACAGAAGAAUAAAAGGCGCCAGAAAAACAAGUUCAAAGUGGGGCCUGGACCUGGUGGGGAGAAGUGUCUGGAUGUGGAGGCAAGCGUGGAGCCAGGCGCUUUGGAGUCACCCGCUGCGGAAACGCUGCCUUCGGAGCGGUCCGAGGCCCUGCGUGCGCGGAUGGAGGAGCGGCUCCUCUCUGCCCGCUUCCGCUACAUCAACCAGCAGCUCUACACUUCCAGCAGCCAGGAAGCGGCACGGCUCUUCCAGAACGACCCCGAAGCUUUCCAAAUCUACCAUCGUGGCUUUGCUCAACAGGUGGGGCGAUGGCCCGAGAACCCCGUGCAUCGCAUAGUUCGUUAUCUGCGACAGCGGCCAGCCUCGUUGGUAGUGGCAGAUUUUGGGUGCGGUGACUGCAAGAUUGCGAACAGCAUCAGAAACAAGGUCCACUCUUUUGACCUGGUAGCUCUCAGCCCACUCGUCACCGUGUGUGACAUGGCCAAGGUGCCCUUGGCAGCUGAAUCUGUGGAUGUUGCAGUGUUCUGCCUGGCGCUGAUGGGCACCAACCUGCAGGAGAUCCUGGAAGAGGCGAAUCGCGUGCUGAAGCACGGGGGCACCUUGAUGAUGGCUGAGGUUGCCAGCCGCUUUGAAGACCUCCGAGCCUUUGUGAACGCUAUGACUCAUCUGGGCUUCAAGUCUGUCUCCAAGGAACUGAAGGGCUUCAACUCACUCGACGAUCUUCUUCAUGUCAAAGGCAUCACCACCCGCAUCUUGGAGCUGAACAGUCAGCGGAUGACUUGCAGAAGAAGGCCAAGCAGUGAGGAAGCUGCUAGGGUGCUGGCUGAGGAGGAAGAGGAUGUGUCGGCCUCCUGGGAGCCGGAGCGCUCUGGGAAAGGGAGCCCGGGGUCAGGACCAGAGGCUGAUGGCUCCCCCGAGCAAGGGGCACAGGAGUCAGUCAGCUCCAGAGCCUGUGGGGAGCAGCAGGAGGAGGAGGAAGAGGAGGAGGAGGAGGAGGGGAGCUGCUACAGCGAGGAAGGGGAGGACGGCAGCGAUGUCUACUUCUAUUACACCAUCGGCGAGCGCUGGAUAGACUACCUGCAGCGGACAGAAGAGGGUGGACUCCUCCGCCACGUGCGGCCCAAGAUGAAGCGGAAGUCAGAGAAUGGCCUGGAUGGCAGGGCCCUCUCCCCUGGCAAGAAGCUGUGCAAAGGGUCUGAGUACGGCAGGACCCUGGGUCCCUGCACGCCCAGUCCCACCACCACCUUCGGGGACCUGCGCAACGCUAAGCCAGGCCAGGCCCGACGCCGUCGCAUUCCCUCUGUGGCCCCCCCACCCGAACUGCAGGACUGGCUUCGCACCUUCCAGCGGUGGAGCGGCCCAGAGAAGCUGCUUGCUCUGGAUGAGCUCAUUGAUCGCUGCGAGCCCUCCCAAAUCAAGUACAUGAUGCAGGUCAUUGAGCCGCAGUUCCAGAGAGACUUCAUCUCCCUGCUGCCCAAAGAGCUGGCACUCUAUGUCCUCUCCUUCCUGGAGCCUCGAGACUUGCUCCGUGCUGCCCAGACCUGCCGCUACUGGAGGGUCUUAGCUGAGGAUAACCUGCUUUGGAGAGAGAAAUGCCGUGAGGAAGGCAUAGAGGAGCCCUUGAACCUGCGGAAGCGGCGCCUGCUGAGCCCUGGCUUCAUGUACAGCCCCUGGAAAUUUGCGUUCAUGCGGCAGCACAAAAUUGACAUGAACUGGCGCAGCGGGGAGCUCAAAGCCCCCAAGGUGCUGAAGGGACAUGAUGACCACGUCAUUACCUGCCUGCAGUUCUGUGGCAACCGGAUCGUCAGUGGCUCGGAUGACAAUACGCUCAAAGUGUGGUCAGCUGUCACCGGAGAGUGUGUGCAGACACUGGUUGGCCACACAGGGGGUGUCUGGUCCUCCCAGAUGAGGGACAGCAUCGUCAUCAGCGGCUCCACAGACCGAACACUCAAAGUGUGGAACGCAGACACAGGCGAAUGCGUGCACACGCUGUACGGGCACACGUCCACCGUGCGCUGCAUGCAUUUGCACGGGAACAGGGUCGUGAGCGGCUCACGGGACGCCACGCUGCGCCUCUGGGACAUCGAGACUGGGCAGUGUCUGCACGUGCUGAUGGGCCACGUGGCCGCGGUGCGCUGCGUGCAGUACGACGGGCACAAGGUGGUGAGCGGCGCGUACGACUAUACAGUGAAAGUGUGGGACCCCGAGAGCGAGAGCUGCACUCACACGCUGCAGGGACACACAAACCGCGUCUACUCCCUGCAGUUUGACGGGACGCACAUCGUGAGUGGCUCUCUGGACACGUCGAUUCGAGUGUGGGAUGUGGAGAGUGGAAAUUGCCUACACACUCUUAUGGGACAUCAGUCGCUCACUAGUGGCAUGGAGUUACGUGACAAUAUCCUGGUAUCUGGCAACGCCGACUCCACAGUCAAGAUCUGGGACAUCAAGACGGGCCAGUGCCUGCAAACGCUGCAGGGGCCCAGCAAGCACCAGAGUGCCGUGACCUGCCUACAGUUCAGCUCCAAGUUUGUGGUAACCAGCUCAGAUGAUGGUACCGUCAAGCUCUGGGACCUCAAGACGGGCGAAUUUGUGCGCAACCUGGUUGCACUGGAGAGUGGGGGCAGCGGGGGUGUAGUGUGGCGCAUCCGUGCCUCCAACACCAAGCUCGUGUGUGCGGUGGGCAGCCGCAACGGCACAGAGGAGACCAAGCUGCUGGUGCUGGACUUCGAUGUGGACCUGAAAUGAGCCUGGCCAGUCCAGGCUGGGACGGAGGAUCCCGCGGGCUGGGCGUAGCAGCUGGUCUUGGUGGGGCUGGCCCCAGAGCAGGCACUAGCCCCCCGCGGGCUGUAAAUACUGUAUGCAGCUGUCUGGGCCUUAUUUAUAUAUGUGUGAACUCCCUGUGGGGAGCCUGCGCCCGGCUAGGGCACUGUACAGAGGAAGCAGCAUGUUUUAUACACACUAAUAUAUCAAUUUAUUUCUGUA